CUCUCUCUCUCUCCCCCAUGAGCAGCUCUCUUUCUCACUAGAGGAACCGCGGUUGCGCCACCACGCGGGACCGCCGCCCGCCGCCCUCUCAUUAGGGACGACUGACGCCGCCGCCUCCGGCAUCUCGGUCCGCUGGCCCAAGGAUAUACCACGACGCGAGCGCGAGAGCUCUCCUCGGCCGCCCACAGUCACAGGUUUGACUCACGUUGAAAAGAUAUGUCUCUUCCAUUGACACCCUCCAAGAGACCUAGUGAUCAGGGAUUAGAGCCAAAUGGCAAAGCGAAAAGGCAAAAUUCUGUUGGGAAAUCACAAAAUCAGCCUUCUCCAGGGACCCUUGUUUACCGUGUGCUCUGUCCUGCUGCAAAGUGUGGCAAUUUCUUGGAAAAUGGUGGUAUAUUCAUCUCUCAGAUUCAUGAAGAAACUGGCAUGGAGGUAAGAGUGGAGGAAAGUGUCCCUGGAUGUGACGAAAGAGUAGUAGUUAUUUUAGGUUCUGGAGAGGUGGAAUCUGCAUCUAAGAUGGAUCAGGAGGAUAGAAGUGAAGAGGCUACUGCCGAUAAAGAGGUUGCAGAUGCCAAAGAGCAGAGUGAAAGCAAUGAAGAUAAGGAGCCUGUUGAAGUUGAAGAUUUGAAACAUGAAAAGGAAGUUUCGUCUGCACAGCGAGCUCUUUUACUUGUUUUUGAGAGGUUGGUUGAAGGAGAAACAGAGCCCGACGUAGGUGAUGAAGAUGAUAAGAAAUCAUCCCCGUAUGUACUUAGGUUGCUCGUGCUAUCAAGUCAAGUAGGAUGUGUUUUGGGAAAAGGAGGAAGUGUAAUCAAGCAAAUGUCAAAUGAGAGUGGGGCACAGAUUCAAAUUCUUCCCAGGGAUAAGCUUCCUCUCUGCACAUCACCUUCUGAUGAUAUAGUGCAGAUUACAGGAGAAAUUGAGGCUGUUAGAAAAGCUCUCUUGUUGGUUUCUCAACAACUUAGUGAUUAUGUACCUCGAGAUCAUGAGACAUCCCCUGCUAACACGACUGGGCAGUCAUCUAACUCAUCUGGCCAUGCACUUCAUCGAUCAGAUGCUGUUCAAGGUGCCGCAAAAUUUUCUUCUAGCACACGGGAUGGUCGUGGUUAUCGUUCUACUGCGCGUCAUAUGAUGCCUAAAUUAAAUGAAGGUGGUUUAGCGGGUCAAAUGAGGCCACCUCAGGAAGUUUUAUGUUUCCGCUUGCUAUGUAGUAGUGAGAGAGUUGGUGGCAUCAUUGGUAAAGGCGGAAAUGUGGUCAGGACUCUUGAGCAGGAUACCAGAUGUGAGAUCAAAGUUGUGGAAGGUCUUUCUGAUGCAGAAGAUCGUAUUGUUGCCAUAUCUGGUGCAGCUUACCCAGAAGAUAGGGUAUCAGCUGUCCAAGAUGCAGUUCUUCGUGUCCAAAACAGGAUUGUUAGAUCUACACCCGAUAGCAAGGACAACUCUGUCACAGCCAGGAUGCUUGUCUCGUCUAAUCAAAUUGGUUGUCUUCUUGGCAAAGGUGGCUCUGUAAUAGCUGAAAUGCGGAAGUCAUCUGGAGCUUAUAUUAGAAUUUUGGGAAAGGAUCAAAUUCCUACAUGUGCUUCAGAAAAUGAAGAAGUUGUGCAGAUUAAUGGAGAAUAUGAGGCAGUUCAGGACGCUCUUUUGCAGAUAACCAGUAGGUUGAAAUUUCACUUUUUCCGCGAUGUAUUUCCUAUGAUAGAUCGUCCAUCCAUUCCACCCUUUCUGGAUCCAGCACCUCCUUUUCCUUCAUUUAUGGGAAGGAGGGAACUGUCACCCCCUGGCAUGUAUUCCAGUUUUGGUCCAUCCACGCGUAAGUUUGAUACUCUAGGUGGUCCCCGUGGUGCAUUUUAUUCCCACGAAGAUCCUCCUUUUAUGCAAAGACCAUUUAGACCUGGUCUACGCCCCCAUAUCCCUGAAAGAGGACCAUGGGGUCAGAGCCAUAUGGAAGGCGGUGGCCCUUUGGACUUUCCAGAUUUUGCAGGUCCCCCAAGAAGAAUUCCAGGAUUUGGAGGAUCUUUUGAUUUGUCGAGAGGCAGUCAACCAGCCAUCAUUACAAAUACCACUGUUGAAGUAGUUGUUCCUCGUUCUAUUGUUCCUGUAAUAUACGGAGAAGAAGGUGGAUGCUUGAAGCAGAUCCGUCAGAUUUCUGAUGCAAGGAUUACAAUCACGGAACCAAAGCCUGGAGCCACUGACACUGUGAUUAUAAUAUCAGGGACGCCUGAGCAAACUCAUGCUGCUCAGUCUCUUAUUCAAGCAUUUGUUAUGAUCGAAUCAGAGUCAGCUUGAUGUUUGUUAUUCAGGUUUGAUCGUUCAGCGACAAAUCCUGGAGUCUGGGAUUGAGCUAGAAGGCAAUUUUUCCAGUUAUGUUAUUCUUGUAAAUUGUUAACAGGCUUAGCAAAGAAGAAGCGACAAUUUUCUUGUGCUUAUCAAACAAUUUACAAGCGAAUUGUAGGGUUGGACGAAGUAUAGCCAGCUGCUUUAGUUUUAGAUUUGUAUCUUCAGGAUAGUUUGUGAAUUUCAAAUUUGUCACAGGAAAGUUGGUCAAA
This is a messenger RNA of Syzygium oleosum, 2546 nucleotides long. RefSeq names its product KH domain-containing protein HEN4-like. Gene Ontology annotation, biological process: regulation of gene expression. The transcript is spliced from 9 exons. NCBI's taxonomy places the organism in Eukaryota, Viridiplantae, Streptophyta, Magnoliopsida, Myrtales, Myrtaceae. The record is from RefSeq and is a predicted model, not a curated record. The coding region runs from base 217 to 2286 and encodes 689 amino acids. Gene Ontology annotation, molecular function: mRNA binding. Gene Ontology annotation, cellular component: nucleus; cytoplasm.